CUCACAAUAAAUGCUUCUCCUUGGAACCCCAAACCACACCAUUCUCUUCCCUUUUCGAAUGGCGAUAAGGAGCAAAGAUACAGAAGAAGAGAACAAGAGAAUCAACGAGAUCGAUGAACCAGAAGAAGACGAAGACAAGAAGAUGGAGAUGUUCUUCAAUCUCAUAAGAAACUACCAGGAAGCUAGAAAACGAAGACGACAAGAGCUAAUCGAAGAUUCCGGCGAAACUGCUCCGAAUCCGACCAAGAGAUCCGACAACGGAGAAAAAUCCGGCAUUGCCCCUCCUGUGUUCCGCGCCGAGGAUUUCUCUCACUGUAUAGACUUAAACUUAGAGCCAAUUGUCUCAACUGAGGAGGAGAAACAAGAAGAAGAAACAGAGGAGGAGACAAGAGAAGAGAAUGUUUUAGAUCUUAAUCUCGCAUUGUAAUAAUAAUAACAAUUCUCUGUUUUUUUUGUUUGGUGAAUUUUUAAAUUGUUACAAUGCAAUACAUAAAAACAGUGAACUAAUUA
Brassica rapa (field mustard) is the source of this 510-nucleotide messenger RNA. RefSeq names its product protein NIM1-INTERACTING 1. The record is from RefSeq and is a predicted model, not a curated record. NCBI's taxonomy places the organism in Eukaryota, Viridiplantae, Streptophyta, Magnoliopsida, Brassicales, Brassicaceae. Gene Ontology annotation, biological process: regulation of systemic acquired resistance.